AGUCGUGCACCUUUAAUUUCAGUGUGACAUUGGAAGCUUACCGGUCGCAUUAGAAUUCAGGAAACCAUUGUUAUUUGAGGGAUACUGAGGAGAUUCGAGCUCAUUUUCAUCCAAAAUGGUUGAGAAGACUGAAGAAAAUGGUUUGGGUAUAGACAAUCCAGCUCUUACUGAAGAUCAAAAAGACAUCAGUCCCAAGGAGAUUGAAAGCACAAUGCCAUCCAAGGCAAGUUUCUCACCCCUCAAAGCGCCGCCUGCUACGGCAGGUUAUCCUGGGGCAACCAGGGAGAAGUGGAGUAACAAGGCUCAGUUUAUCCUAGCCUGUGUAGGAUAUGCUGUCGGUCUAGGGAAUGUCUGGAGAUUUCCUUACCUCUGUUAUAAGAGUGGUGGUGGUGCGUUCCUGAUCCCCUACUUCCUCACCUUGUUCCUGACCGGUCUACCUCUUCUCCUUCUUGAGUUCGGUCUUGGUCAAUACAUCCGAUAUGGACCGGUAGAAGCCUUCAAGAAGAUCACCCCUCUCUUCAAAGGUACUGGUGUAGCAACUGUGAUGAUCACAUUCCUCCUCACAACCUACUACAAUGUGAUCAUGACAUGGGCCCUGUUCUACCUCUUUGCCUCAUUCCAGAGUGUGUUACCAUGGUCUCAAUGUAAUAUGACCUGGAACUCAGAGGAUUGCUGGUCUCAAGAUGACUACCUUAAUCUGGGUCCUAAUGAGACUCAACCUAAUGGAUCCAUUUCAUCUACCCAAGAGUACUUUGACCACCGAGUACUGCAGAUCAGUGGUGGAAUUGAUGAACCAAAUGGUAUGCGCUGGGAGCUGUUUGGUCUAUUAUUGUUAGCCUGGGUCCUGGUCUACUUCUGUCUCUUCAAAGGUGUUGCUACGUCAGGCAAGGUUGUGUAUUUCACAGCCACCUUCCCUUACCUGGUUCUGAUUGUACUCUUGAUAAAUGGUGCCCUCUUGGAUGGAGCUGGCGAUGGUAUCAGCUUCCUCUUCAAACCACGCUGGGAGCUCCUCAAGAAAGCAUCUGUUUGGGAAGCUGCAGCCGCUCAGAAUUUCAACUCGAUUGGGAUCGCCUUUGGAUCUAUGAUAGCACUUUCUAGCUACAAUGAGUUCAAGAAUAGGUCUAUAGUUAGAGAUACUCUGACCAUCUGUGGGAUCAAUUGUUUUACGAGUAUCUUUGCUUCGUGUGUGAUCUUCUCUGCACUGGGUUACAUAGCUAAGGUCCAAGGAGCUGACAUUGAGGAUGUAGUUGUACAAGGUCCUGGUCUGGUGUUUGUGGUGUACCCGGUUGUAUUUAACACCAUGCCUGUUCCUCAGUUAUGGUCUGUACUCUUCUUCCUCAUGCUGGUCUGUCUGGGAAUAGAUAGUCAGUUUGCUAUGGUUGAGGUGGUGGUAGCGACCUUCAAUGAAGGUUUUCCCAAGCUUCGUCAAUUCUAUUUCAACCGGAAAGAGAUCCUGGUCCUCUAUAUAUGCAUCAUCUCCUUUCUCCUUGGUCUACCUAACAUCACUAGGGGAGGGAUGUACUUCUUCCAGAUCAUGGAUUGGUAUACAGCAGUCAUCUCUCUUUUCUUUGUAGCUAUGGGCGAGGCUGUAGCUGUAUGCUGGGUGUAUGGUGGUAAUCGUCUUGCUAAGAACAUCGAGGCUAUGACAGGAUCUUAUCCUAAUAUCUACUUCAGAGCCUGCUGGUUGAUCAUCUCACCCCUCCUCAUUCUGGCCAUCCUAAUCUUCACGAUUGUGGACUAUAAACCAGUGACGUAUGGUGAUUACGUGUACCCUGCUUGGUGCCAAGGCCUUGGUUGGUGUGUGGCCCUUCUAUCUAUCCUGUGUAUGCCUAUCGGUGCCAUCCAUACAUUGGCUACGUCUAAGGGUUCCAUGAAAGAUCGUCUGUUGGAUGGUCUGAAGGCUCAGUUUGAUGAUGAAACUCACAUCAAGCAAUGUGAAGGACACUAUGACCUUGAUCAUGACCUUGACCUUGACCUUGAGAUGACUAGCAAGCCUCCAUCCUAUGACAUGGUCGUUGGUAAUGUUGCCUAGAUACCUGGAAUGUGGUGUAUUACUUUCUCAUGAUCAGGUUAUCAUUCUGAGCUGUGAGAGUAUAUGUAUAUAUAUCUGUAGAUGAACUGAUUGGGUUUGUAUAGUGAUAUCACUUGAAUCGGAUGUGAAUACAAUUUGGUGACAUAUGUUUUGAUGAUAAUUGCUGCAAACUCCUCUCAUGACUUCAACGCAGGCACCUAACCCUAACCCUAACCCUAAACUCUACCUUACAGCUAAUCACAACCCAUGUUAUACAUGUAACCUUCUCUAUUAGAGGGACUAAAGCCUGGAGCAAUGUCACCAGAGUGUUGUUAGAUCUCCAUGGUGAUAGGUCAGGAUUCUCAGGAAGUAGUGAUACGUAAUUACCUCUGAAUUCAAUUGUAUUGCUUAAAAUGUGAAAGUACAUGUAUAUGUUUAUAAAUCUGUAGAUAAAAAUGACUUUGUUGAUGGUAUAAUGCAAGAAUACAUUUUGAUUAAUCCAUCUGAUUGGGUGUAGAUACUAUGCAUACUAUGUUUGUAUGAUCUUCAUUGUAAAGGCUCUGGAAUAAUCACUGUGUUACAAGAAAAUUAUUUGGGAUGGUAUUCUGAAAACUAUGUUUAGGGUAUGGUAUGUUUUUCUUUAGGUAAUGCCCCUGGCAUGCUCAUUUUCUCCUCUGAUUAGACAUGUUAACUUGUAUCAAGUUAUGGAGUGUUUCAUCUUGUAUCUCGAUCAGAAAAUCAUGUUAAGAUAAUAUAAAUAAUUAGUGAGAAUAGCCUCUUGAAUCCUGUAGAGUGUACAGAAAAGAAAACAUUCAAGUGUUAAAAAAGAUCAUGUUUUAUGUAUAUGAACAGCUACUGCUUCAAAUCACUGCAUGAAUAAUUAGACCCUGAGAAAGUGAUUGGUACUGUAGUGUCUAUUGUGUGAUUAUAGAAACUAUAUAUUUUUUUUUUAGAUUGCAAUUAUGAGAAUUUUUUCAAAUUAUAGAGGUUAUUUCACUUGAUUUAAUCUUCAAAAACUUAUUAUAUGUUAUUAGCUUUUUCACCUGGACGUCUCUUGUUUGAUUUGUGACCUUCAUAGAAUGACCUUCAUAGAAGGAUUUGGUCUGAGGCAGUAUCGAAAGGCAUUGUCUGGGUUUUGAAAAUAGAUGUAUGGAAAGCUCUAGAGGAUAUAAACUCUGUUAAGAGGACGGAUAUUUACUGUGAUUCUUAGUUAUUAGUACAGGGUAAAUUAAAGUGAGUGCAUUUAGUAUAAAAAUGUAUAGUUUUUUAUUGAAAGAAGGGUGGUCCACCCCCUCCCACACCUCCAUCUGCUUACACAGUUUCUCAAAUUAUAUCAACUACAUUGAAGAUAAACUUCCAUGUUUGUUGUAUUUCAUUCAUCUCAGUUUACUUUGUUGGAGCUUAUUAUAGUACUAAGACAGUGUGUGUGGUAUAGAAGAAUGGUACACUGGCAUGUCAGUGAAAAUACCAUUCAAGUUAUCUUUCAACAGAUUAACAUGAUUUAAAAAUCUCCUUUUUGGUUUGGGAAGUAGUAGUACUAAUCACUUUUUAUGUGGACCCUGCGUUGAAAAAUGAUUCUAUUUUUAUGCUUCUUUUUCUAUAUAAAGACCACAUUCAUUGUUCAUGUAGUUUUGGUGUAUCAGUUUACUACAUAUGAUGUAGUGAUAUAUGCCUCUUUGUUUUUUAAGGCUAGGUGGAAAAGAUUCCCAUUCGUCUGUUAUACAUGAAGCUGUAACAAAAAUGAAGCUCUUGUUUCUAUGUGCUCAGGACAGAAUUGAUAAAUGAACUUUCAGGGAUCAUUAACAAAAACAAGUCUUUCAUCCUUAAUCUAUGUACCAGAAGAAAUAAUUAUGAUGAAAUGAGCAAGUGCAAAUUAUAGCGUAACUUCUGACCGUCAUUCAUGUGCCAUAGCAGAGUAUUACAAUGUUGUAAAAUGGGAUCCUUUAAACUUGUGUCAGUAUGAUUGCACCUUUCAGUUAUAACUAUAUAAAAGAGGCUAAUUUGUGUUUACUGUUUUGAGAUGAUAGUGGUAUCAAAUCAAACUAUGCCUUGAUCUUUUUCGUACUUUUAAUAAUCUCUCCAAGCUAGCCCAAAGAAAAAUAUUGAAAGUUAUCAGAAUGUUAAUAGAAUGCAAGCUGAAUUUUGUAAAGUAGACAUUCAUUAAAAAUGAUAAGCAUUGCCAAAUGAUUUAUCACUAGAAACCAGGAAGCUUAAAGAUGAUAAUCUUAUCAGUUUUUAGGUCAACUGCAUUAUAAAGGAUCUGCGUGACAAAGGAUCUGAAUAGGAAAGGCUUAAUCGGUUCAGAAUCCCAGUGCUUAGUUCAGGCCAGUAGUGUGAUUGUCUAUGAUUUGAAGCCGAUGCAGCUUUUAUUCUGACUAGGAGAGUUCAAUGCACAGUAAUGUGUUAGUAUUCUUAUCAUUGUUUAGAUGCUAAAUCAGAAAAUGAUGCUUGUUUCUGAUUUCCUAUCUGAUGCAAUUGCCAUUUCUUUGUAAAUUAGAUUGCAGCACAAUAGUGUAGUGUGUGGUGGGCUUAAAGCUGCCUUAUAAAUACAUUUACUUGUAUGCCUUGUUUGUUGUUAUAUUUCUAGGACUAAACAUUUAUCUGUGCUGUGUAGUCUUUCAUGUGUAGUUGUCUUGUGUUAGGAUAGCAUGUGUACUCUCAAUCAGUUUAAAAGUUUACUUUAAAUGAUUAUGUUGAUGCAAUAGAUAUUUUAUAACUGAAGUUUAAAACUUUGUAUGUUAAGCUUUAGGUGAUGAGAUAAAAGGUUGAUUGUUAAGAGUUAAUUUUUGUUGAAAACAGGGUACCAUACUGAUCACAGUACAUGUAAAUGGUUCUGUUGGGCUAAGAGUUUGAAUGAUUAAAUGUGUUAGCCUGUAUCAGGCACACAUAGCAAUAAUAAGAAACUCUUAUUUCCAUUAAAUCUCAAAUCAUGAAAAUUUAAUAUAAAGAAUGGCUGAAUGUGUUCUCUCGUCUGGAAAUCAUGAAUAAUGACCAGCAUGUACAUCAUUCCUAUACAAAUUCAAGACAAGAUCAUUUAAAUGAUUUCAGAUCACUAUGCAUUUUACUCUUAGUGAGAUAGGUGUGUGAGCUCACACUAUGCACAUUCAUAACUAAAACUUUAUUUUAUUGGGCUGUAUUAACAAACUGCAUGUAGCAACAGCCUAGCAAUUCCUAUCAAGUAAUUGCAACAAAUUGUUUUCUAGCAUAUUGUAUCGAUUACAAACAUCUAGAUCUGAUCAUGUAAUAUGUCAUUGUAAUGUUAGCACAUUUCCAAAGGUGGUAUAUGUCAUGAUGGUUAAUAAAUUAGUGAUAGUUUGAUGAAUUAGACCCAUUGUAUUUUGUUGGUUUAUUCUCAUCUCAAACAUUGUACAACACAUCUUCUUGCAGAUAGCUAGAUAGCUUUCUUUUUCCAUGUAUUUGAGUGUAUCUGUAAUAUGUAUGUUAAAUUGUGUAAACAGUAAUCAUGUUGGAAUAUAGAAGGGUAGAAGUGGGCCAUUUGGGGGACAGUCAAUAUGACUAAUCAUAGAGACAAUGAAUUCUAUUGAUUAUGAAUACUUAAUAUGAGUAGCAUGUAAUCUGACUUCUGUCUCUCUGAGUCGUCCUAAAUCUUUACUUCUUACGGGCUUUUAACCAUUUGGUGUCGAACAAAGUAAUGGGGUGCAUUAAUUCCUUGUUAUCUGUAAGAAGUUAAGAGUUUAGGGGUCAAGGAAGGGUGUGUGUGUGUUUGUGUGUGUGUGAGUAUAGAACCCCUAGUAAUGUUGAGCCCUGACCAGAUAUUAUGCAAACUAGGCCAAUUGACAUGAUCAUUUACUAUUCAAACUUUACUGGUGGAAAACAAAAGGCAAUUUAAUAGUAUUUGAUAAUGUUUUAGAUGUUAAGGUUCAAAGUUUCAACCAAAAUCUAACUAUUUAGUGUUUUAAAAGAAAGAAAAUGUCUUUCUAUGAAACUUUUGCAACAUGGAAAGACAAAAUUGAAUAAUUGUCCACAAAAGUCAUUUAGGGGGUAAUUUGUUAAUACAAUCUGUAAAAACAUUCUGGGUUCUUGCUGUUCAUGACACUUUCACUUCAUUGCGCUCCAUGCCCCCCCCCCCCCCCAAUUUUUACAAA
Strongylocentrotus purpuratus (purple sea urchin) is the source of this 6117-nucleotide messenger RNA. Its product is annotated as sodium- and chloride-dependent GABA transporter ine-like. Gene Ontology annotation, biological process: sodium ion transmembrane transport. The record is from RefSeq and is a predicted model, not a curated record. Bases 116 to 2032 code for a protein of 638 amino acids. Gene Ontology annotation, cellular component: membrane. The transcript has 15 exons. NCBI's taxonomy places the organism in Eukaryota, Metazoa, Echinodermata, Echinoidea, Camarodonta, Strongylocentrotidae.